AAAGUCAUAGAGCCACAUGUCAGUGUGGCACAGAGGACACGCAUUGUAGAGGGCAUGUUUUGUUCUUACCACGUACGUCUGUCUGAGUUGCACAUUUUGAAUAUGAGGUAAUGUGCAUUUUGUGGCAUGAUGACGAUUUAAAAAGGAUGCGCGACGGUCAGAUAGUCUGAUAGUCUGACUGUCAGAGAUGUUGACACAAGUCAGACUGGACAGACCAGUCAGUGGCAUGCAUCCUCUGAUGUCCUGUCACGUUCACUGCUCUGCAGCAAGUCUAUAAGACGCCGCACUGCCCUGCAAAUCCAUCACUUGUCUGAACUCUCCCUGCUUCCUCUUCCUCAUAGGACAAUAAGAAGCAGAAGUCAUGUCUGAAAAGGUGGUUGUGACCCCACCCAGGCCCUACAUCGAGACCACUGUAUCCAACCAGUGGACCUCCGGCAUCUGCGAUUGCUUCCAAGACCUGCCCCAGUGUUGCUUUGCCUUUUGGUGUCUACCCUGCUUCACCUGUAAGACAGCACACGAGGCCGGGGAAUGUCUAUGUUUACCUCUGCUGGACGCUUUUGGACUCAUCCCUCCUAUGACCACAGCCCUCAGGGUGUCGGUACGCCAACGAUAUGGCAUUGAGGGUACAGUUUGCAAUGACUGUGUGUACGCCUGCUUCUGCGGGCCCUGCACCUGGUGUCAAAUAGCAAGAGAAAUCAAAACAAGGAUGAAUCCCAUUGCCUUCAUCAGCAUGGCGGCCCGAUAAGAA
Molecule: messenger RNA, 748 nt
Organism: Siniperca chuatsi (mandarin fish)
Lineage: Eukaryota; Metazoa; Chordata; Actinopteri; Centrarchiformes; Sinipercidae
Product: cornifelin homolog A-like
Exons: 4
Coding region: 362-745 (127 amino acids)
Source: RefSeq, a predicted model, not a curated record